Molecule: messenger RNA, 2004 nt
Organism: Durusdinium trenchii
Lineage: Eukaryota; Dinophyceae; Suessiales; Symbiodiniaceae
Source: the annotation of a GenBank genome assembly
AUGGCGGGAAAUGGAGUUGACUUCAAUUGCCUGGAGUUCUUCAAGGAAGAGAUUAGAAACGAGAAUGCGACCAUCAAGAUCGGUGCAGUGAACCAAUUGCAUCUUAUCGCCUCAGCCCUGGGUCCUCAGAGGACCGUCAGCGAGCUCAUCCCUUACGUCGUGCAGGUCGUUCAGGAGGAGCCUCUCUGCAAUGAUGACGAGUUCCUGUACUCCAUGGCGAGGCAGUAUGCAGUUCUCUCGGACUACAUCAAUGGGAAUGAUGAGAUGCUCAUUGCACCCUUGGAGCACUUGGCAGCGCAAGAGGAAACUGUGAUCAGAGAUCAGGCCAUUCAAUCCCUCUGCAAGGUCAUUGAGAAAAGGCCGGCCCUGGCUCCUGACUACUUGGUGCCGGCGCUCCACCGCUUGGCCACCAAGACCGACUUCUUCACCGCGCGCGUCUCCGCCUGCGCUUUGCUGCCCUUGGCAUAUCGCCAUGUCAAAGAAGACCAGAAGGCAGGUCUGCGAAAGGCCUUCACCAUGCUCUGUGCCGAUGAGACGCCCAUGGUGCGUCGGGCAGCCGCUCACAAGAUGCGCGACUUCGUCUCGGUCUGCGCCAAGCAGGACCUGUUGACGGAUCUCAUUGGAGUCUACAAGCAGCUGUCGCAGGAAGACACUCAGGACACGAUCCGCGUGGCCUGUGUCCAUGCGACCUUGGUGAUUGCCAAGAUGCUCAAUGCAGAUGAGAACCGACAGCACACGGUCACCGUGAUCAAGGAGGCCGCCGAGGAUCGAUCCUGGCGCGUCAGGCUGACCGUGGCGAAGAACUUCGAUCAGCUGUGCCAGGCCUUUGGUCCGGAGCUUACGGCUCAGAAGCUGAUGCAGCCCUUCAUCCAGCUGAUGAAGGACAAUGAGCAGGAAGUGAGAAAGGAGGCCGUGCGUGUCAUUGAGGCAUGCUUGAACCUGCCGGGAAGCCCAGCCUCGGAGCCUCAGAGGCACAUGCCCAGGAUUGACGUGCAAUGCUUUUUGUGCAGUGUUUUUGCCCUGACUUUAAGUCUUCGAGCUUUACCUCAGAUCCAUCGUGUCACAGCGACACAACGCCAAGCAUUGCCAGUCUUGGGGACUGUUGUUGGUGGAAAAGCAGCCUUGGCCGUUGGUGUCGGCUUGGGCUCAUCCUUCUUGAGCGGAUUCGCUUUGCUGUGGGCCUUGGUGCGAAAGAGACCCAAGUCGACGCCACCUCAGGGUCCUCCGCUUCUUCGCCCCGGCAAAAAGCCGAAGAUGCUGGCGCCAGCGGCCACGAAGACGCUGAAGGUUGUCCUGCUCGGCAAGACCGGCCACGGCAAAUCCACGGUGGGGAACAAACUGCUGGGGCAAAGCGCGUUCAAAACGAGCUACAGUUUCUCCAGUGAGACGAAAGGCAUCCAGAGUGACAGCUCUCGACACCUUUGCCCUCAAGACUAUAUGCCCUACAAUCUUCAGGUGUAUGACACUCAAGGCUUUAUGGACACAAACAUGAAGCUAAUGGUCAAUAUGACAGAAGCAAUUCGACGUGAGCUGCAAAACAUUGUUGAGCUCUGGAAGGAGACAAAAGGAGGUGUGCAUGCGUUUGGCUACGUUGUGAAGCUCGAGCGUAUGACGGCGAUGGAUGGGGAGUUUGCAGGAUGUAUCACCAAAUACAUUUUUAAUGGUGCGCACGGUAUGCCAAACCUUUUCCUUAUCAUGACCUAUUGUCAGAUGGAGUUGCUGCAAAUGGAUGAAGAGGAGAAGGCAAGAUGGCUGCAGGUCGAAGCGAAUAGAAAUUCUAGUUUCAGGACGCUUUAUGACCUUGUCGGGAAGAACCCGACCCAAGUCAUCCUGGUGGACAACCAGCGCGAUGAAGAAAUGCAAACUACUUAUGGGCACUGGCGGCAGAUGAUUCAUGACAUUGAGAGUCCUUUGGAAUGGAAAAAUGAUCACGGGUGGAAGAAGUUGAGUGAUCUCAUAAACCAACAAGAGGAGCUUGCAAGAAAUGAAAAAAACAACUGCUGA